AUGGAACAAGAUAUUCUUUUAUCUGACGGAGACAUUGCUGGAAAUAUCAAUUUUAUAUCAGCUGAAGGAGCGAAGAUCCCAGUGUCGACUAAAAUAGGGAGAUGCUCUGAAUUUUUAUUAGAAAUUAUAAAUGAAUAUCAUGAAGGAUCAAUUCCUAUACCGUUUUUCACAAAGCAUCAGAUAAAGCUUGUAGUAAAAUAUUGCAAUAUAUUUGCCUAUCAAUUUCCAGAGCCUCCCUCUCAGCCUCUGACUCGGAAAUUCCAAGACAUUGUAACUGCUGAAGAAUGGGCAUUUUUAAAUAAAUUGAGCAUUGAAGAGCUAUGCGAAUUUGCAGACAUCGCUGAUUAUUUAGACAUCAAUUAUUUAGUAAAAAUACUAUGUGCAUUUACUGCUUCUCUGUUUCAAGGUAAAAAUAUUGACCUGAUUAGAGCAGAAUGGGAAAUUGAGCCUGAGCUUGAUGAGGAAAUGAUGGAUGAAAUUAAGAAGAAGUUCCCUUGGGCAGAUCAAAUAAUAGAAAGCUAG
Messenger RNA from Blepharisma stoltei, 522 nucleotides. The record is from the annotation of a GenBank genome assembly. Lineage: Eukaryota; Ciliophora; Heterotrichea; Heterotrichida; Blepharismidae.